UGAGUUUACCAUGGGUUCAUACAGAGUUCAUCGUUCGAUGAAUGCAGUGUAAGCUAUUCGAAAUUCUUCUUCUCAACACCCUCCCUCAACACCCUCUGCGUUCUUUUGAGACGGAGCUGAGGGUACACCUCAAAUGCAUCGUCGUAAACUAUUUCGCUAUCCACACAGCCAUGUUGGUGCUCUUGAAAAACAUCGUGACAUUAAAAGAAAAUGUGUUUGCACACCGUUAAAAGGACCUUUUCAACUGUGCGCAUUUUGUUUAACAACAUUUGAACUCUAUAUCAGGGAGGUUAAAAGUUAUUUAUUUAUUUUUGACAAGCGCACAAACGUCAAGGAUGACGCCAUAUGUUUAUUGUAACAGAUAAUAACGAACAUUUUAGACUUGGAUUAAUGGUCAAAGAUCCUUGACAACUUUUGAUGGGUACUGUUGGGUACUGAUGGGUACUGUUGGGGGGUUCACAGUGACGUGAACAACUGUUGAAUCUCUGAGGAAAACUAUUUUAUUUUCUCUCUGUCUCUAUGCUCUCCAUGAUUAAACAUAUCAAUUUUUUUCUCUCUGCUCUCCAUGAGGAAAACUCUCAGAUUUUUCUCUCUGGCUCUAUCCUCACAGCCUCCAACUCUAUUUCACCAGUUUCUAUCCUGAACCAUUUUUUAUUUUCAACGAUAAACCUAAAGAGACAGAUGAUGAGCAGUGUAUAAUUUGUUCCAUAAUAAAACGAUGCGUCGCGUCCCUAACACCUGUUGAACGGUGAUUAUCCUACGUAAUGGCUUUCCGGAGCGGUUGCUCUUGUGGCUUCGGUCCCUUCAACGAGGAUAACGCCAGGUUCCUUAUGUUAGCUGUGUUCAUAAUCCUCUACCUCCUCUGCGGUGCCGCUGUCUUUUCAGCACUGGAACAGCCGAUGGAAGCGGAGGCGAAGGAGCGCUGGGGGCAGCGGUUUGAACAGUUCAGCCAAAAGCAUAACCUUAGCAACAAAGAGCUGGACAACUUCUUGAGGAACUACGAGGAGGCGAACGUGGCUGGGAUCCGCGUGGACACCAUCAGACCUCGGUGGGACUUUACCGGUGCGUUCUACUUCGUGGGGACCGUGGUCUCGACCAUAGGGUUUGGGAUGACCACGCCAGCGACGAUCGGUGGAAAGAUCUUCCUCAUCUUCUACGGACUCAUCGGCUGUGCCGCCACCAUCUUGUUCUUCAACCUCUUCCUGGAGCGUGUCAUCACCGUCAUCGCCUUCGUCCUCAAGUUCUGCCAUGAGCGCCGCCGCCGCAAGGCCAUGCUUCCCCAAAAUGGUUGCCGACGCCUCUCUGAGGGCAGCGGUGGGGGCGGGAGAGGUGGCAGGGGGGAGGGGCUAGCUGGGUGGAAGCCUUCAGUAUACUGUGUUAUGCUGAUCCUUGGCGCCGCUGCCAUCUUGGUUUCCUGCUGCGCCUCAGCAAUGUACUCUACUGUAGAAGGCUGGGGGUAUCUAGACUCUCUGUACUUUUGCUUUGUGGCGUUCAGCACCAUCGGGUUCGGUGACGUGGUGAGCAGCCAAAGGUUGGCGUACGAGGAGGGGAACGUGAACCAGACGGCAUACCGGCUGGGCAACUUCCUGUUUAUACUGACAGGCGUCUGCUGUAUUUACUCACUGUUCAACGUCAUCUCCAUCGUCAUCAAACAGGUGCUGAACUGGCUGUUGAGGAGGAUGGAGGCACCAUGUCACUGCCCGAGGAGGGGGGGCCACCACCCCGAGCAGAGACUCCCCCGCAGGAACGUGGUGGUGCCCGGACAUCUGAGGGCGCAACGGGACCUGUCCAUCGAGACAGACGCGGUGAAUGAGAGCGAGGUGGACGGGCGGAGGAUGUCUGGAGAGAUGAUCUCCAUGAGAGAUUUCCUGGCUGCCAAUAAGGUGAACCUGGCCAUCAUGCAGAAGCAGCUGUCAGAGAUGGCUAACGGUCACCCUCGCCAAUCAGGAUCCAACUCCCGCCACGGCCACAACGGCUUCUCUGGAGGAGUGGGUGCCCUGGGCAUCAUGAACAACCGCCUGGCAGAGACGAGCGUGGAUAGGUAGACCUGGAAAACCACCAUAGUGAACAUAUAGGCCAGACUGAUUAACUGGCCAGAGAGACAGUCACCAGAAAUUGGCUGGCCAGAGAGAGACCGUCCUCGGAAAAUACAUUAAUCAAUGGAACUCAGUUGAAUGAAUAGAGAAAUAAAACAAUAUUCCAUGAAAAUAAUUGACCUCAUGGACUACAGCCUGAUCAGAUAUCAUUAAGUCAGAAUAUAUAUCACAUAUUUGGCAUGGGACUUAUAUAUCAAAUCAAAUUUAUAUAUCAAAUCAAAUUUUAUUGGUCACAUGGUUUGCAUAUGUUAUUGCGAGUGCUUUUGCUUCUAGUUCCGACAUUGUAGCAAUAUCUAAAAAUUCGACAACAACGACCUAAUACACAUAAAUCUAAGUAAAGGAAUGGAAUAAGAAUAUAGACAUAUAAAUAUAUGGAUGAGCAAUGACCGAGCAGCAUAGCGGUGUAAGGCACUGAAGAGCUGAGAGAGUGAAUGAAAGACGAGGGCAUUGUUUUAUAACUAGAGAUCCAGGAGAAUAAUUGACCUGAAGUACUACCUAUAUGGAGACGAAGUCCCAUUAGAUACACAACAUGGCCAAACAUAUGUGAACACCCUUUCAAGUUAGUGGAUUUGGCCAUUUCAGCCACACCAGUUGCUGACAGGUAUAUAAAAUCAAGCACACAGCCAUGCAAUCUCCAUAGACAAACAUUGGCAGUAUACCGGCCUUACUGAAGAGCUCAGUGACAUUCAAUGGGGAACCGCCAUAGGAUUCCACCUUUCCUACAAGUCAGUUCGUCAAAUGUCUGCCCUGCUAGAGCUGCCCCGGUCAACUGUAAGUGCUGUUAUUUUCGAAGUGGAAACAUCUAGGAGCAACAACGGCUCAGCCGCGACGAGGUAGACCACACAAGCUCACAGAACAAGACCGCAGAGUGCUGAAAAAUCAUCUGUCCUCGGUCGCAACACUCACUACCGAGUUCCAAACUGCCUCUGGAAGCAACAUCAGCACAAGAACUGUCCGUCGGGAGCUUAAUGAAAUGGCAGAGCAGCUGAGCAGCCGCGCAUAAACCUAAUCACAAUGCGCAAUGCCAAGCAUUCACUGGAGUGGUGUAAAGCUCACCCCCAUUGGACUCUGGAGCAGUGGAAACAUGUUCUCUGGAGUGAUGAAUCCCGCUUCACCAUCUGGCAGUCCGACAGACGUAUCUGGGAUUGGCGGAUGCCAGGAGAACGCUACCUGCAUGAAUGCAUAGUCUCAACUGUAAAGUUUGGUGGAGAAGGAAUAAUGGUCUGGGGCUGUUUUUCAUAGUUCGGGCUAGGCCCCCUAGUGCCAGUGAAGGGAAAUAUUAACGCUACAGCUUACAAUACCAUUCAACACGAUUCUGUGCUUCCAACUGUGGCAACAGUUUGCGGAAGGCCCUUUCCUGUUUCAGCAUGACAAUGCCCCCGUGCACAAAGCAAGGUCCAUACAGAAAUGGUUUGUCUAGAACUUGACUGGCCUGCACAGAGCCUUGACCUCAACCCCAUUGAACACCUUUGGGAUGAAUUGGAACACCGACUGCGAGCCAGGCCUAAUCGCCCAACAUCAGUGCUCGACCUCACUAAUGCUCUUGUGGCUGAAUGGAAGCAAGUCCCCGCAGAAAUGUUCCAACAUCUAGUGGAAAGCCUUCCCAGAAGAAUGGAGGCUGUUAUUGCAGCAAAUAGAGGACCAACUCCAUAUUAAUGCACAUGAUUUUGGAAUGAAAUGUUCGACUAACAGGUGACCACAUAUUUUUGGCCAUGUAGUGUACCUCUGUCAGCCACUCCACUCCGCUCCGUCUCAAAGAUUUAAAGACAUGAAUGACGCAUGCUCGGUCAUCAGCUGGGGUGUUAGUGUGUGUGUGACACAUUCACCCACAUCUGGAUCAGGACCAACUGUAGCUAGUGCUGAAAUCUAUUGGUUAUGGUUACUGAGGCAGUUUCCAUGGUAACACCACAGAAUACAGAAAGCUACCCAAAGACAUUGUGGCUGAGGUGUUUUUAAAGACCUUGUGGCUGAGGGGGUUUUAAAGACCUUCUGGCUGAGGAGUUUUAAAGACCUUGUGGCUGAGGGGGUUUUAAAGACCUUGUGGCUGAGGAGUUUUUAAAGACCUUGUGGCUGAGGAGUUUUUAAAGACCUUAUGUCUGAGGAGUUUUUAAAGACCUUGUGGCUGAGGAGUUUUUAAAGACCUUGUGGCUGAGGAGUUUUAAAGACCUUGUGGCUGAGGAGUUUUAAAGACCUUGUGGCUGAGGAGUUUUAAAGACCUUGUGGCUGAGGAGUUUUUAAAGACCUUGUGGCUGAGGAAUUUUCAACGACCUUGUGGCUGAGGAAUUUUCAACGACCUUGUGGCUGAGGAGUUUUUAAAGACCUUGUGGCUGAGGAGUUUUUAAAGACCUUGUGGCUGAGGGGGUUUUAAAGACCUUGUGGCUGAGGAAUUUUAAAGACCUUGUGGCUGAGGAGUUUUUAAAGACCUUGUGGCUGAGGAAUUUUUAAAGACCUUGUGGCUGAGGAGUUUUUAAAGACCUUGUGGCUGAGGAGUUUUUAAAGACCUUGUAGCUGAGGGGGUUUAAGACCUUGUAGCUGAGGGGGUUUUAAAUACCUUAUAGCUAGGGGGUUUUAAAGACCUUGUAGCUGAGGGGAUUUUAAAGACCUUGUAGCUGAGGGGGGUUUAAAGACCUUGUGGCUGAGGGGGUUUAAAGACCUUGUAGCUGAGGGGGUUUAAAGACCUUGUAGCUGAGGGGGUUUAAAGACCUUGUAGCUGAGGGGUUUAAAGACCUUGUAGCUGAGGGGUUUAAAGACCUUGUAGCUGAGGGGAAUUUAAGACCUUGUAGCUGAGGGGUUUUAAGACCUUGUAGCUGAGGGGGUUUAAGACCUUGUAGCUGAGGGGGUUUUAAAGACCUUAUAGCUAGGAGGUUUUAAAGACCUUGUAGCUGAGGGUUUUUUAAAGACCUUGCAACUGAGGGGGUUUUAAAAACCUUGUGGCUGAGGGGGUUUAAAGACCUUGUAGCUGAGGGGGUUUAAAGACCUUGUAGCUGAGGGGGUUUUAAGACCUUGUAGCUGAGGGGGUUUAAAGACCUUGUAGCUGAGGGGGGUUUAAGACCUUGUAGCUGAGGGGGGUUUAAAGACCUUGUAGCUGAGGGGGUUUAAAGACCUUGUAGCUGAGGGGGUUUAAGACCUUGUAGUUAAGGGGGUUUAAGAACUUGUAGCUGAGGGUGUUUAAAGACCUCGUAACUGAGGGGGUUUUAAGACCUUGUAGCUGAGGGGGUUUGUCGUGGAAAAUUGCAAGAUUGUGUUAUAAUGCCUGUAUUGCAUUAUAAUGGUUGUUUUAUUCGACAGAAUAGAUUAUUCUGUUAACUAUUGUGUGGGUGUUCCACUGAGGAUGGGCCUCUAUGAGAUAACACUGACAGAGGAGAUGUAUGAUCUAUUUGGGUGAUAAAACCUAAAGAGCAUCCCAGAUAACAUGAGGUAAUGUUUCUGUGCUAUGAAGUACCAGGAAUGAGAUUAGAACCUCAUCUUAGGGACCAAACUGAACGGUAAUUUAUAGCGAAUGCUAUCUGGCUAAGGGAUACUCCUUUCUCAUUAUAAAGUCUUCCUUUGUGACCAUUCUAUGUAUCUGUGGUUCGUCAUGUAGGUUGAGAGCAUUGUAUCUUGGCUAAUAAAAGAUCUUUGUACUUUUCUGUUGUCACUUCAAUGUUUCAUUAGAGAUAGCGCAUCAUUGAAAGUCAAAUGCUAUUGCAAAGCUCUUAUUAUUAAAAAUGUAGUUUAAGUAUAA
Salvelinus fontinalis (brook trout) is the source of this 5820-nucleotide messenger RNA. Its product is annotated as potassium channel subfamily K member 13-like. The coding region runs from base 765 to 2045 and encodes 426 amino acids. Gene Ontology annotation, molecular function: potassium ion leak channel activity. The record is from RefSeq and is a predicted model, not a curated record. Gene Ontology annotation, cellular component: membrane. The transcript is spliced from 4 exons. Lineage: Eukaryota; Metazoa; Chordata; Actinopteri; Salmoniformes; Salmonidae. Gene Ontology annotation, biological process: stabilization of membrane potential; potassium ion transmembrane transport.